AUGGCUAAAAAUAUUGUACAUCUUAAAUAUUAUAAUAUAAAUAACUACAUAAUAAAAUUAUUAUAUAAAAAGAAAUUUCCUGAACUGAAAAAAAUUAUGGAAAAUGAAAGACACCAUAUUGAUAGUGUGACGACUGGCAAUUGUAGUUCAUUUUCAGAAGAUAAAUAUAAACGUUUUAAAAAUUGUGUUCAAAAAAUAUGUAAAGAAGUGGAAUAUUAUCAGCAAAUUGUUGUAAGAAACUAUAGGGAUGAAUUAUCCGAAUACCCUUGCAUAUUUUUGUAUUAUAGGCUAUAUUUUUAUAAUCCUGAUACUAAAAAAUAUGUGAGUGAAGUUAAAAGUCUUUAUCAAAAAUUGAUCGAAGAUCUUGAUUUAACCAAUUGUACCGCAGGAGUAAAAAGUUAUUACAGUACUAUUACAGAUGAUGAAAUGUUAAAGCUUAAAGAUCUGCAUGACAUGUACACUUAUCUAAAUAAUAGUGGUUCUGAUAAUGAUGAUGAAUGCAAUGAUGUCAAUAAAUGCGCUCAACUAUAUUUUCAAUAUAAGAAUUCAUGUGAAUCCAGUAGUUACUCUGAUUUUUGUAAUGAAUUAAAAAAUGUUAGGGAUAAAUAUAAUGAAAUAAGAACAUUAAAAAGGAAACGAAAUAAAUGGAAUAAUAUAGAUGAAGAUUAUAAUAUAUUCCAAUCGUACAAAAAUGUGAGAAGUGCUACUAUGAAAAGUAGACACCACAUUUUUUAUAAUAAAGUCUAA
Molecule: messenger RNA, 747 nt
Organism: Plasmodium gonderi
Lineage: Eukaryota; Apicomplexa; Aconoidasida; Haemosporida; Plasmodiidae
Product: variable surface protein
Exons: 3
Coding region: 1-747 (248 amino acids)
Source: RefSeq, a predicted model, not a curated record